AUGGUUCACCUACUGCCUCAUUUAAUUUCUCAGAAUCAAGCAAGUUUUGUGAGGGGAAGGAGUAUAAUAGAGAAUAUCUUGUUGACACAGGAGAUUAUUACUAAUAUUAGACUCAGAACCAAGAAAAGGAAUCAGGUUGUGCUUAAUGUAGUGAUGAAACUUGACAUGACAAAAGCCUAUGAUAGGCUGUCAUGGAUAUUUCUCACAAAAGUGAUGAGGAAAAUGGGAUUUUGUGAGAUGUUCAUAAGUUUCAUAUAUGAACUAGUUGGGAAUAACUGGUAUUCUGUGCUUAUCAAUGGCCAACCACAUGGUUUCUUUCAUUCAACUAGGGGUGUUAAGCAGGGUGACCCUUUGUCUCCUACACUAUUCAACAUAGCAGCUGAAGUUCUGUCAAGGGCCUUAAAUUCAUUGCAUAAUAACUUAUGGUUUACUGGUUUUGGCUUACCUAAGUAG
Molecule: messenger RNA, 453 nt
Organism: Lycium barbarum (goji berry)
Lineage: Eukaryota; Viridiplantae; Streptophyta; Magnoliopsida; Solanales; Solanaceae
Product: secreted RxLR effector protein 78-like
Exons: 1
Coding region: 1-453 (150 amino acids)
Source: RefSeq, a predicted model, not a curated record